AUGGAGGGGCCCCAGAGCUUCACUCGGUUCUCUUUGCUGCUGCUGUUUCCACUGCUGCUGCCGCUGGGCCCAGGCUGGCCCACUGCUGCUCAGAGCUGCCCGUGGAUCUGUGUCUGUGACAACUCCAGGUGGCAUGUUGCCUGCCAGCACCAGAACCUCACCGAGGUGCCAGACACCAUUCCCGAGCUGACCCAGUGGCUGGACCUCCAGGGUAACAUGCUGAAGGUGAUCCCCCCAGCUGCCUUCCAGGCUGUGCCCCACCUGACACAUCUGGACCUGCGCCAUUGUCAAGUGGAGCUGGUGGCUGAGGGCGCCUUCCGUGGUCUGGGUCGCCUGCUGCUCCUCAACCUAGCCUCUAACCGCCUGAGCACGCUGCCCCAGGAAGCGCUGGAUGGACUGGGCUCCCUGCAGCGGCUGGAGCUAGAGGGGAAUCUGCUGGAGGAGCUGCGUCCAGGCACGUUUGGGGCCCUGGGGGCCCUGACCUCUCUGAACCUGGCCCACAAUGCUCUGGUUUACCUGCCGUCCAUGGCCUUCCAGGGACUACUGCAGGUCCGCUGGCUGCAGCUAGCCCACAAUGCGAUCAGUGUGCUGGCCCCUGAGGCCCUGGCCGGUCUGCCUGCCUUGCACAGGCUCAGCAUGCAUCACAAUGAGCUGCAGGCUCUUCCGGGGCCAGCCCUAUCCCAGGCUCAGAGUCUGGUGCGUCUGGAACUGGGCCACAACCCCCUAACCUACGUGGGUGAGGAGGACGCGCUGAUGCUGCCUGGCCUGCGGGAACUGCUGAUGGACCACGGGGCGCUGCAGGCCCUGGACCCAAGGGCCUUUGCUCGCUGUCCACGCCUACGAACCCUCGACCUCCGCAGGAACCAGCUGGAAACACUGCCCCCGUUGCAGGGUCUGGGCCAGUUGCGCCGGUUACGGCUGCAGGGGAACCCAUUGUGGUGUGGCUGCCAAGCCUGGCCGCUGUUUGAGUGGCUGGCGCGAACCCGCGUGCAGGCUGGUGGCACCUGCGGGGGACCCCGGCAGCUUCGUGGGGAGGCACUGGAUGCUUUGAGGCCCUCGGCCCUGCGAUGCCUGGGGGAUGAUGCAGAGGAGGAAGCGGAGGAGCUGGCAGCCCGGCCCCGAGCCCCCACACGUGCUCCCCAGGAGGAUGAGAGGGCAGCCCAACCUUGCCCUACAGUGUGUGCAUGUGCCUCCGAAUCCCAGCACAGUAGCUGUGAAGGCCGCGGCCUGCGGGCUGUGCCCAGUGGCUUCCCCAACAAUACCCAGCUCCUGGACCUACGGAGGAAUCACUUCCCCUUGGUGCCUGGAGGGGCCUUCCCUGGCCUGGACUACCUGGUGUCCCUGUACCUGCAACACUGCCACAUCACUGAGCUGGAAGCAGGCGCCUUGGCAGGCCUGGGUCGCCUGGUCUACCUCUAUCUUGCUGAUAACCAGCUCUCGGGGCUCAGCUCGGCUGCCCUGGAAGGGGCCACCCACCUUGGGUAUCUGUAUCUGGAACGUAACCACUUCUUGCAGGUGCCGGGGGCUGCCCUGCACGUCCUGCCCAGCCUCGUCUCCCUGCACCUGCAGGACAAUGCCGUGGAGAGCCUGGCGCCAGGAGACCUGGUGGGAGCUCGGGCCUUGCGCUGGCUCUACCUGAGUGGGAACCGCAUCACCCAUGUGUCCCCGGGGUCGCUGGGCCCAGCCCAGGAGCUGGAGAAGUUGUACCUGGAUGGGAACCAGCUGAGAGAGGUGCCCACCAGGGCCUUGGCUGGGCUGCUUGUCCUGGCAGAGCUGCAACUCUCAGGAAAUCCGCUCAGGAUUCUGCACGAGGGGGCCUUCCGGCCUGUGGUCCAGUCACUGAAGCUGCUCUUCCUCAAUGGCAGUGGCCUGGAGCAGGUUUCUCCCCGAGCCUUCGAGGGUCUUGGUCCCAGGCUUCAGAGCCUGCACUUACAGCAGAACCGGCUGCAAGCCCUGCCGGCCCUGCCCAAGCUCACUCAGCUUCAGCACAUUGACCUCAGCGGCAACCCCUUCCGCUGUGACUGCCAACUGCUCCCGCUGCACAGGUGGCUCACAGGGCUGAACAUUAAGGUGGGGGCCACCUGUGCAGUGCCCCCCAGUGCCCGCGGCCAGAGAGUGAAGGCUGCCAUGGCUGCCUUUGAAGCCUGUCCUGGCUGGGCUGCUGGGAAGGCCAAGCGGACACCGGUGCCUCGGCCCAGUACCAGGAGAGCACCCACCAAGGGGAGACGCCAGGGCAUCCAUAAGGCAGCAGGAGUCUGUGCUCUGGCCCUCCAGGGUGCCCCCGAGAUGCAGAGCACCAUGCGGGAGGGAGGUGGGGGACAAGGUGGCGUCCAUCACAGUCCCCAGAGAGCAGAGCUGCCCCGGGGCCUUUAUUACACACACAGCACACACUGUCCCCUCUCCCUGUGA
Chrysochloris asiatica (Cape golden mole) is the source of this 2409-nucleotide messenger RNA. It is a transcript of the gene CHADL, whose product is annotated as chondroadherin-like. The record is from RefSeq and is a predicted model, not a curated record. The transcript is spliced from 6 exons. Lineage: Eukaryota; Metazoa; Chordata; Mammalia; Afrosoricida; Chrysochloridae. Bases 1 to 2409 code for a protein of 802 amino acids. Gene Ontology annotation, molecular function: protein binding.